AUGCAAGAAAAUACAGAGACAUUAGCAGAAACUCCACAACCAGCACAAGAACAGCAAGUUGAAAACAGACCAAGCUAUUAUUCUGAAACUGAUGGAGAAAAAGCUCCUUGGCUCCCUCAAAUUUUGGCUAACGAUAGCUCAAUUCUUGCAUUGCGCGAGAGAUUGCUUCCCCAAACAGGUGGUUUCUCGUUUUCAAGCGAUAAAUUUUCGGAACAAACAGUAAGCGAAUCACAUUUUAAUAAAUUUACUUGCCUUGAAUUAGUUUAUCAGCAUUUACAAUCUAUUGGACUUGCCAAUACGGCUGAAACUCUUAAAUACGAAUCUGGUUUGGAUUUUUCAGAUAUUUCACAAGAUUUUGAACGAACUUCUCUCCGAAUUUUAGCGUCAUUAGGCGCCUCAAAAGGUGAAAAAAUCUGGGAAAUACAACCAGAUCCUGGAUGCAUUUAUGUUCAAGCUACCCCUGAAAAAAAUUGCCAAAAACUACUUGUUGAUAGCUCGAGAAAUACUAUUAGCGAGUUGUAUAAGAUCAAGACUGGCUCGGGUAAACUUGAUACCAAAAUUGUAAGACUUUCGCAGUUAAUUGCAAAUCUUAUUUUGACAGAUCUAAGUGAUUAUGACAAAGAACUCAUUUUCAUCAUUUUACAAAUUCACGUAUCAUCUCAACAUUUCUUACAUCAUCUACUUACGAUAUACAAUUCCGAUAAAUUGACCGAUUUAUUUGGAGAUGAGAAAAAUUUUGUUGCAACUCACUCCGCUCAAUUAAAAUUUUCUACAGUUGCAUUAUUAGCAGGCUGGAUACGCUAUUUCGGUACCUUUAUUGAUAUCAGAGUUUUACAAGCGAUUUCUGAUUUCGUAAAAGAAGCCAAACAGCAGACAACUGAUCUCCAACAUGAAUUUUCUAAUAUAGAAUUCUUACUCAAAGAAAUAUCACCUGGAAAAUACCGUCCUUUAAAGGAAGAACCAACUCAGAUGCCAAAUAUUAGCGAUUUCAGAUUAGUUUUCAAUCCAACGACGCCUAUAGCGAAGAUGGAUCCUGAAGAAGUUGCAAGACAGGCGUCUUUGUUGUUUUUCAAUGAAUUCAAAAAAAUACCAAUCGAAGAAUUUUAUUAUGCGUUUACAGAUGGAUACUGUUUGGUUAAGACGCCUCAAAUCAACCAGAUUUUGCAUAUGGGCGAAGUAAUUUCUCUGAAUCUUCUUGAAGAAUUAGUAAAUUCAAGAGAUAGAAUUGGUACAGCUCAGAAAUACCUUGUUAUUAUUAGUCAGCUGUUUAACCAUAGUGACUACGAGGCCUCCAGAGUCUUUUUACAGGUCUUGAAAUAUUUAUUUGAAUAUAAUUUUCUUCCAAAUGUCCUACCGUUCUCAAGUAUUCCUGCUUAUUGGAAGGCAAUUGGCGGCGGAUACCCUGAUUGUCACGAAUAUACGAUGUUAAUAGAGAAUAGCGUAAAUUCAAGAAAACCAGCAAUCCCGAACCUUAGGAUAGAGCUUAUUUAUACAUCUGAUGCAUCUAUUGCACCAAUAAGUAACAGCGAAAUCAAUUACCCUGAACAUAAGAAAGUGGCUGAACGAAUUCAUCGUUUGUACAACUUCCAGAAUACUCCAUACAACUUUUGGCCUGUUCAAAGUAUUCAAAAUAUGCUCUUGAAGACGCCAAAGAGAACGUUUGAGGAAAAUUUAAGUCUAUUGGCUUGCUAA
Trichomonas vaginalis G3 is the source of this 1692-nucleotide messenger RNA. RefSeq names its product guanyl-nucleotide exchange factor protein. Gene Ontology annotation, biological process: small GTPase-mediated signal transduction. The transcript has a single exon. The record is from RefSeq and is a predicted model, not a curated record. The coding region runs from base 1 to 1692 and encodes 563 amino acids. Gene Ontology annotation, molecular function: protein binding; guanyl-nucleotide exchange factor activity. NCBI's taxonomy places the organism in Eukaryota, Parabasalia, Trichomonadida, Trichomonadidae.